AGUUACCAAGGAAACUUUUGCAACUGAAAGCAGACCUACCCCCCCAAUCAUACAAUGGUAUGGAGGGGUGGGUGCUGCCCCGUUAACCCUUUCUAGGCGGCUUGGCUUUGCUAUGCUGAUGGUAAAGUGCCACCCAGUGGGUGCAUAGCUGUGCAUGACUGGCAGACAGGAACGUUAGCCAUGUUAAUGCUUUAUUAUUUGCCAGUGAUUACAUUGACAGUAGCCAGUGCCAGUUACACUAACCCAGAACUACCCACACACACUGUGCUGUGCAAAUACUGCGCUAUUGUGCCUUACAUUCGGCAGUUGGAGUUUCCAGCUUCUCUCUAUUCACUUGUCUCACUAGAUCCCUGUAGCCCCGGGUUACUCCUCACUACACCCUCUGCUAAAUAUAGAAGUUGGCACCUGCACUACCCAAUUGCCCAAUGGCUCUGGCACUUAAUCUGUUUGGAGAAGGAUCAGUGCUCGGCACAUCAGACCAGAGACCCAUAAAACUAACACAAGCCAUACCCAGCCUUAGAAGGUUCCAUAUACCCCUGGUGCAAUCGCUGCAUCUGUGGGGUUUAACGUAUAAACUCUUUUCUGCAACAAUAAAGCUUUAGCUCAUGAUGCAGAGUAAUGUGAAAUAUUGUUAUGUGCCACUCGAUUUGCUAGAGGGGGGUGUAUGGGCAAAAUGACCAAAAUUAUGUUAUUCCUGCGGUUGCCUCAAUAGGUACUGAGACUUCUAGUUGCAUGUAAUGUGCAUCCCAAGCAUUGCACCUGUGCAUCCCUGACUGCACUAAUUGUAAUGAGUGGGAGGGGCUUUGCCCUGUGUGGGCUGUUUGCCUGCUGCCCCGGGGUGAGGCUCAGUACACAAGGGCAGGCAGCCCCAGGUUAAUCUGUCACUUGAAAGCUUCUGAGGAAUGUUGGGAUGAGGGGAUGCUGAUUGGAUAACAACCGCCCAAUCAGAAGCAGGCAUUAGAUGUAUAGGGGACAGCCGGUUUGGAGAGUCCCAGCAUUAGACUGACAGAAGGUGUUGGGGUAACUGCUUGCUGUUUGCUCACAGUCAGUCAGUUACAGUCGGGCUUUGCCAACGGGAUCCAGCUGGUUGCUUUCUGCGCAUCACCUUUUGGGAUUAGGAGAGACAUAGCUGCAGUGUGGGACAUGGCGGUACAGAUGUGCUACCCUCAUUUCCCCACUUAUGGAUAUGAUUGGCAGGGACACUGCCUACCAGGGGAGUCCGACUUUGACCUGCAGGAGUUCCGAGAUGCAGUGGAUCAGUUUAUUGCAGAUCAGCCCUCUCUCAUGCAGCCUGGCCUUGGGUCCUCAGGAUUCCAGCUCCCCUGUAACGGGUCAGUGUUUGAGCCCUGUAUGACCGACACCCUCCAACCUCAGCCGGACCACUUGUUGCCCAUUAGUGUGCAGUCCAUCCCCUCCACUGAGCAAUACUGGAGAGAUGUGGCUGAUCACAACCAGAAAGCUCUGGGGGACGCCUUGGUGGAGAACAACCAGCUCCAGGUGAGCCUGACUGAGAAACAGGAGGAGAUCGCUUCCCUGAAGGAGAAGAACAUCCAGCUAAAUGAACUGGCCAACCAAGCAAAGCAUCUGGCUUCUGUCCUUGAUAAACUGAUGAAAGAGCGGCCAAAGCAUAGUUCUGGGGCAACUCAGGGGAGACUCCCAGUGAAACGGAGCCUAGAGGACUUUUACCCCCAGAGCAAUGAGCCGGACUCUACCCAGGUGGAUGAAAUACUGAGGGAAAUCUCUAAGAAAUGCAAUAUAGCCUUAAUGGGCAAUGAGCUCAGUGAAAGCAAGCGCCCCAGGCUGGAGCCUAUGGACACAAUGGGUUGGCAAGAAGAAGGCAUAACUAAAAUUAAAAUGUGUGGUGCAUUUAAUGGACUGAAAACAUCUACAGGGCUGAACUCUGUCAACUUGGGUGAAACAGAGCUAGAAGAAGAUGUCUCCUUCAGAACAUCCAUCAAAGAGCACAGCACAAUCAGGACUUUGGCAUUUCCCCAGGGAAAUGCUUUCACCAUUAGGACUGCUGCUGGGGGCUACAAAUUUAGAUGGGUCCCCAAUUAAGGAUGACAACAAUCAGCUAACUACACUUCCACUACUGUACCCAAAAAUUCCUGCCUUGUUUGGUACUUGCACUCCAUUGUGCAGCACAUCUAACCUGCCACCAGAGGGCGCACAAUGACCUCUGUUUUAUUUGUUGCCAUUUGUACUGUUGAAUUCCUGCCAAAUGAAUGCUCAGGUGCAAAACCAGGAGACUCCCCAGACUUUUUUUCUAUAUUAAUUUCCUUAUCUCAUAUGAAGGAUUUUUACAUUGCUAUUACUAUAAAUGUUAUUAUUUACUCUCCAGGAUAAUAGGGCUGGUUAUCUUCCCGAUCCUCUCAGUUAUAGCCACUGGUGGCUACACUUUUACUUGCAUGAUGAAACAUGUAUAUGCCCAUUGUAUGUAAACUAUACAUUUUAAUUUGCACUUUGAUUCACUGAAAAAACAUUUGUUUGAAUGAGAAUUUUGCAAGGUUGAAUCACUUGCAUUCAACAAAGGAAGGACCUGCCUGCACAGUGUUAAUUAAAAAGCAGUUUUUUAAAGUCCACAAUAACCCAUUAAGUGCAAAAAUAUAUAGGCACACAAGGUAGACCUGUGACUGCACUGAAACCAAUUUAUCCCUAUCACUUAUAUAUAUAUAUAUAUAUAUAUAUAUAUAUAUAUAUAUAUAUAUAUAUACUUGUGUAAUUGCUGCUUUAAAGGUAAUGUAAGUAACAUUUUUGACUUACAAAAUAACAUAUAAAUAGCUGUAAAUAUCUUGUUAUAAAUCUCAGUUGCUAGAUUUAUUUUGUUAAUAUAAGAAUGUCUUUGUAAUUUAAACACACUGAUUAUAUUUGUUUUUUUUUUUUACAGCUGUUAUUUUUUAUAUAAGGAAACUUUUUUUUAUUCCAUUUUGUAUUAUAUGGACCUGUUUUCUAAGUAAAAUAAUUUAUAUGAAAAAA
Xenopus tropicalis (tropical clawed frog) is the source of this 2976-nucleotide messenger RNA. It is a transcript of the gene mcidas, whose product is annotated as multiciliate differentiation and DNA synthesis associated cell cycle protein. The transcript is spliced from 5 exons. Gene Ontology annotation, biological process: regulation of DNA replication. The record is from RefSeq and is a predicted model, not a curated record. Lineage: Eukaryota; Metazoa; Chordata; Amphibia; Anura; Pipidae. Gene Ontology annotation, cellular component: nucleus. Bases 1144 to 2058 code for a protein of 304 amino acids.